UGUCAUUUGUAUUGUCUGUAUUUUCACAUUUUUAAUCAGUAUAUAUUUUUCGAUAUUAGCUUUGAAUAUUAUUGCAUUAUUUACUAACAAGUAAUUAGCUAACUCUCUUAUCAAAUGUUUAUGAGCGGUUUAUAAAUUUGGUUUGGCUUUUUAUUAGCGAUUUAUCAGUUUUGUUUGUGCAGCUUAGUACAUUUUUAGUCAGUGUUCCGAGAAUAUCACAUUAACAGAUGUUAAAAAAUAUUUUGGGUGACCAGGGUGUCAUGGCCUGGCAUGGGAAAUUUCGGCCCGGCUUACUUCUACUCCUGUUUUCUUUCGUUGUAAUAUCGGAGGCAACGGCAAAGGCACUAGAAAUUCGAUAUGAGACUGCUUAUGCUUGUGAAGGUAAAGUCUUGAAGAUAGAAUGCAAAGAAGGUGAACUUAUCAAGUUAAUACGGGCAAAUUAUGGAAGGUUUUCUAUAACUAUUUGCAAUGAUCAUGGCAAUACAGAUUGGAGCGUCAAUUGUAUGUCACCAAAAUCUUUGAGGGUCCUACAUAGCAGGUGUACCCACAAUCAAAACUGUAGCAUUCCGGCUAGCACCAGCAUGUUCGGUGAUCCUUGUGCUGGAACACACAAGUAUCUCGAAGCUCAUUAUCAGUGUUUACCAGCCACAACUACUACAACCACAAGUCGACCUAGUCCACCAUGGUUGAUUACAUCUCAACCACCGAUGUGGAGUACUAUAAAAGCACCAUCCAGCAGACCAACUCAUCCGACGUCUCCUUCAAAGCCUGCAGCUGUUUCACCGCCACAAUCUCCAGGUUCAUCGUCUACAUCUAGAAUUAAACCUUCAACAACAACGCCGCGUCACUUUUCAAUUACACCACAACCUCCACCGCCUGUUCAGCCCCUUGAAAAAGACGAACUUGAUGAAAUCAACACACUUGACCACAUACCAGAUGAAAUUACGACUCUUCCAUUUACAACAAUUACUUCAAACGGAGUUGAUUUGAAUAAAAUCACAUAUGAUAUCAUGUAUACAUCAAUACCAAGCAUGGCUCCAUCAUGGGGUAAGGACAUCGACAGUAUACCAUAUCACUGCAGCCCUCAAACUGUGCGCAGUAUCUACUGGAACUGGACAAAAGUGAAUGCAACUUCCAUCCAACCAUGUCCAGGAGGUACCACUGGCUUCGCCAAAUGGCACUGUCAAGGAUUUCCAAAUUCCAAAACGCCUCAAUGGUAUCCGGCAAACCCAGAUCUUAGCGAAUGUAGAUCUGUUUGGUUAACAAGUUUAGAACAAAGGAUACUUGUAGGCAAAGAUCCUUUAUUGUCAAUAACAAACGAUUUAGCUCAAGUAACAAGCAGUAAAACACUUUUUGGUGGAGAUAUGAUGUAUACCACGAAGAUCAUUCAAAAACUAACUGAAAAAAUGAGUAAUGAUAUUCUGACAUUUUCAGAUAUUGAACAAAGAGAACAGUUCGUAACUGAGCUGCUUUCUGACGUAGCCAAAACAGGCAGCAACUUAUUAGAUGCUUCCCAACAUUCUUCUUGGAAAGACUUAAGCUACAAGGAACAAAUGAAUGUAGCUACAUCUUUGCUCAUCGAGCUCGAAGAAAAUGCUUUUCUUCUAGCUGAAACUGUAAAUAAUAAAAAGACUGUAGAUCGCAUGUUCAAAAAUAUAUUGAUAUCAGUUCGAGUAUUAGAUGUAAGGUCCCUUUCAUAUGAAACAUUCCCAGAAAGAGCAUCUAAAAAGAUGUGGAAAGUUAGCAAUGAUUUAAUAGAAUUACCUCGAGGAGCUUUACUAGAGAAUAGUGAUGGUGCUCUAGUGAGACUAGUAUUUGUCGCUUUUGACCGAUUGGAAGAAAUCUUGCAGUGGCAACCAGAAGGAGUUGACACUUUGAAUCCAAGCAACAAUGUUUCCAAAGUGCUGAACAGUAAAGUGAUAUCAGCGAGUUUGGGCAAAGGAAGACAUAUCCAGCUUAAGGAACCAGUUCAACUCACCAUGCAACAUUUAAAGACUGAAAAUCUUAGCAAUCCAACAUGUGUAUUUUGGGACUAUACAACUAAUGCAUGGAGUGAAGAAGGGUGCUAUGUUUUGACGUCGAAUUUUACACAUACAAUUUGUCACUGUAAUCACUUGACGAACUUUGCAAUAUUAAUGGAUGUUCAUGCCUUGUAUUUACCUAUGGCACAUGAAAUUGCAUUGCAAGUUAUCACUUACAUCGGUUGUAUCAUAUCUAUUGUAUGUUUAGUUCUGGCAAUAAUUACAUUUCAACUCUUUCGAGGACUCAAGAGUGACAGAACGACAAUCCAUUGUAAUUUAUGUAUAUGUCUAUUGAUAGCUGAAAUAAUAUUUUUAUUUGGAAUUAGUCAAACUAAUAAUAGAAUUUUAUGUGGAGUAAUAGCUGGAUGUUUGCAAUACUUCUUCUUAUGUGCGUUCUUUUGGAUGUUUUUUGAAGGUUUUCAAUUGUAUGUAAUGCUGAUAGAAGUUUUUGAAGCUGAAAAGUCCAGAAUGCGCUGGUAUUAUAUUGUUGCUUAUGGUCUUCCUUUCGUUAUAAUAUUAAUUUCCGCUCUAAUAUAUCCACAAGGAUAUGGUACUUAUAGACACUGUUGGUUACAAACUGAAAAUUACUUCAUAUUAAGUUUUGUUGUACCAGUAGCAGUAAUUAUUUCGCUAAAUGUAAUAUUUUUAAUAAUGGCAAUAGUAAUGAUGUGCAAGCAUGCUAGUAAUACAGUUUCCAUGAAGAAUAAAGAACAUUCCCGGCUUGCAAGUACAAGGGCUUGGUUAAAAGGAGCCUUUGUGUUGGUAUUUCUUCUCGGUUUGACAUGGACCUUCGGAUUCUUGUAUCUUAAUAAAGAAUCAGUAGUGAUGGCGUAUUUCUUCUCGGGAUUUAAUUCAUUACAAGGAUUCUUUAUUUUCUUAUUCCAUUGUAUUCAGAACGAGAAGGUGCGGAAAGAAUAUCGUAAAGUAAUACGAAGACAUUCCUGGUUACCGCAAUGUCUUCGUUGCUCUAGCCCAGGUGGUAGUUCAGGUAGCACCAGUGGAAGUUCCGGGAUGGCGAAAGAGCGAGGAACUAGUAUCUAUGGUGGUUCCAAUGGUAAUCCUUCAGCUGGUACCAACUCCCACUCAACAGACAACUCUGUUCUUACACCGCAUGGAACUAGUUUGCAACGCGAUUGGAAUUCCAGGAGUUGCACAAACGUAAGUCGGGUUUGCAAGACACCUGUGGCCACUUCUACUUCGGCCAACAUGGCUGCUACUCUGUCUCGGCCAAUAAGAACAACACCUACCAACCUUAUUCCUGAUACCGAGUCUAACAAUACCUCGACUUUACCUUAUAGCCGUAACUUCUAUAAGAUCUCUUCUAACAAUCCUAAUAUACCUAAAUCAAUCUCCACUUGGGGUCCUCUGCAUAAACCUUUACACUCAAAGAACAUUUCUUUUAAGUCUUGCAGCCGAGAUUCAGGACAUGGAGGAUCCGAGCAAGAAGAUUCACCCAGAUCGCACAUGGUACUAGUUGGCAGUGCGGGUUAUCCAGGAACCGGACAUCUAGUGGCUGUAAAUACCAAAGAUAUCCGCCAUCAAAUGCUUCAAGAACGUCCUACAAAUUUAACUGAUUUGGACAUCUGUCUGGAAGAAAAUAUCCAUCCCAAGCAUAUAAGUAUUCCGCAAAGUUCUCAUGGAAAUUUCAAGAAAAAACUACCGGGAUCGAGUCAUCAUACUUAUACUGAAAUAUAUGAGGCCCACACUCCAAGGGGAUUAAUUGAAGAUGAUCCUGUGUACGAAGAAAUUGACAGAAAUGAAAUUCAAGUAUCUGAUAUGAGUGAUGAGGAUGGAAAGAGACAGAGUGAUAUGAGCCGACAAUCUUCAAGAUCAUAUGGAGACCACCGACCUCUUAUACCAUAUAGUCCUGGCAACGAUAGAAGCUUUACUGACGUAAUGAAGCAUUAUGCCAAAGAUCUCAAUCAUUGUCCACCGUCCAUGGGUAUGGACACUUACAGAAGACGUAAUAUGGCAUACCGUGCUGGAAUGGGUGGUGAUGCAUCAUUGCGGUCCCUAGCUGCAGUGUUAGAUGGAGAAACUGUUGUCUGUCACUUGGAACCUCCUGAGAAUCAGUAUCCCAACGAUUCGUUCGUCUCACGAACUUUAGUCCAUCCCCCGUAUAGUGAGAGUUAAGAAUUAGGAAACUGCCAUUGCAAGUGAAUAUCUGUGAUUACCACAUGAUCAGACUCUAAGGUCAUACCUAUAGAAAAUCCCAUACAUGGGUGAAUAUGAAAGGUACAGAGAAGCUAAUGGUUGUUCUAAAACUAAAUUAUUAUUAGAAAUGAAUUCUGCUCUGAUACACAAUUAUAAAUAGGAACAAGUACAAUGAGCUUAAUGUAAUUAAAUUUUACAAAAAAGAUUCACUAUGAAUUUAGAGGUUGUUUUAAGUAUUGUCAAAAUGAGAAGGGGCUAUUAGUUUCUAACAUAUAUAUCCCCCUAUUAUCUGCUUAGAAAUUUUGUCUUCUGGUAUGGGCUACAAUUAAAAACGAUUUGCAUUGUUUGUGGCAAUAGCAAUCAAUCACUUUCUCACUUUGCAGAAUCAUGAUUGUGAAUAUUUAGUAAUGGUGCCCUUACAUCUAAAGGUGUAGUUCUUAUGCUUUUUGAUAGAUAACAAAAGCUUGAAUAAACAAUCAUUGGCUAUCUAUUGCAUCAUUUGAACAUUUCUACCUCUCUUACUACUUUUAACAAUGAGUAUUUUCCAUAUUAUUUAUCAAAUCUCAAAAUUUGUGAAUAAUAUGUUAAAUUGAUUAAUAAUCGAGAUAUGAACAUACCUGUUUUGUUCAAUAUCUGGAUAUUUAAAGUUUGUUGCUUAUAAAAAGUACUCUAAGUGGGGUAUUAAGAUUUGCCAUGUUGUGGGAAUUUCUUUUAUACAUAUAUUACUUAGUAAAGCUCAGCUUGUAUGAAUGAAGGAACGUGAUAAUUUUAUAGUAAUCAACUAUUUUAUAAAAAGUAUUUCUGUGAAUUGAAUGAAUAUAUAUUAGUUGUCAUUUAUUAAGGUCUUUCAAUCAGUCUCUAAUUGGAAAAAAGUUAAACAUCGAUUCUGAUAAUCAUUAUCAUAAAAAUAAAAUUAUAGACAAUUAUUUUAUCUAUACAUGUGGUUGUAGUGCCUUUUUUGCGAUUCAAAAAAUAUAUUUUUCAACAUAUUUGUGUACUAAGCUGGGAUUAGAAACAUGUUUUUUUCGUGAAAAUCAGAUGAGUAUCAAGACAAAUCUCGCUUUUCCAAUAUAUUAAAAAAAUACAGAGUUAUCAACUUAAUAGAAAUCAGUGCUCUAUUUUUUUGAUCAAAUUUAUUAAUGAAUUCUAGUAGUUUCUCUGAUACAAUGAGGUUCAUAUCAAGCUUAAAAUGAAGUUUGAUUCACUAAUUUCGAAUUGUCUGUUUUAAGUAUUAUCUGUAUUAAAUACUUGUUUUUUCAAAUUAUUUCUCAAGAGUUGAUGAUGCCUUUUAUGUUGAGACUUAACACUACUCACACGUUUAAUGUUGGAAAUAAUAGAUAAGUAUACUUAUGUACUAUAUAUCCCUUUUGUACUAAUUUGAUUAUAUAUGUGAUUUCUGUCAAAUAGUAUUGAAUAACUUGUUGAGUCCAAAAAGCAAACCAGUAUGUUUUAUUUCCUUUUAUUACAUCCACAGGUACAUUUUGGUCCUUCGAAUAAAUAAUCUUUCAAAACAGUUUCAUACAAGUAUAUAUACUGCUGUCAGAGCUAUACUUUUGAAUGAAGGACUUCCAAGAGAUUGUUUUAUUGCAGUACUAGUAUCAUUACACACCGCUCUUGCACAGUCUUCACAAACAGGUUUUGGUUAUACAUUGAGAAGAGCUCCUGGCUCGUCGUUCUUUUGGAUUCCUCGAAAGCAUUUGACUAUAUUUGUGAUGAUCCAUUGGGACCCUUUGUACUACUUGAAUUCUCUGGUAUUUUUAUCAAAAUUGCGAAUUGCUCAUUUUAAUUAAGUAUGGUAUUAAUCAUUAAAAUUUAAACCACUUCCUAAUUUUAUCAUUAUCAAAAUUUUUAUUUUCAAAAUCUAUUUUUGUAUCAGUUCGACUAUCAGGCCAGUCAAUCAUGAACUACGUAAUAUUUUUUAACUUACUUUUCAUUUAUCUAUCUUUCAAAAAUUAUUAAAAAAUAUAAA
Diorhabda carinulata is the source of this 6144-nucleotide messenger RNA. It is a transcript of the gene Cirl, whose product is annotated as latrophilin Cirl. Gene Ontology annotation, biological process: adenylate cyclase-activating G protein-coupled receptor signaling pathway; negative regulation of angiogenesis; cell surface receptor signaling pathway. Gene Ontology annotation, molecular function: carbohydrate binding; G protein-coupled receptor activity. Gene Ontology annotation, cellular component: membrane. NCBI's taxonomy places the organism in Eukaryota, Metazoa, Arthropoda, Insecta, Coleoptera, Chrysomelidae. The coding region runs from base 228 to 4154 and encodes 1308 amino acids. The record is from RefSeq and is a predicted model, not a curated record. The transcript has 15 exons.